This is a messenger RNA of Penicilliopsis zonata CBS 506.65, 3882 nucleotides long. RefSeq lists its product as hypothetical. The transcript has a single exon. The coding region runs from base 1 to 3882 and encodes 1293 amino acids. Lineage: Eukaryota; Fungi; Ascomycota; Eurotiomycetes; Eurotiales; Aspergillaceae. The record is from RefSeq and is a predicted model, not a curated record.
AUGACGACUCCCGACGCAUCUCUGCUGGUCCCCAUCAAGCUGGAUAUCUUCGCCAUUGGCGAUCCUGCUGCUUACGCCUCACACUGUCCCAGCGUCACGCUGCUGCCCACCAACCCGUUCGACUAUUCACGCCUACGCCUGGAGCCCAAGACUCUGCACGCCGACCUGCAGGAACACGCCGACUUUGCGAGCGCACGCCCCGCUGCAGCGAACCCCCGGCUGGUCGAUGUGGCCACAGGCAGGCCCCGCGACAAUGUUUCGGGCGUGUAUCUCUCCUGGACGCUGCCGCAGAUCUACCGCCGGGAGACCAUCGCCCUGCCGGGGGCCCCGAGAGCCCCGGGAGCCCCGGGGGUCGUGGCCCCGGCAGCGCCUAACCGCUGGAUGGUGGCCAGGGUAACGCGCAGCCCGGCGACCAACGCCGGCUGGGUGAUUGAAAGCGAUGUAUGCCGACAUAUCGAUACAGUGGACGCUUCGGUCGACCUCUUAACCGAAGCAGCGCUGUGCAUGGCCCCGACGACAGGCGGAGCUCCCUCUACUGUGUCCCUGGAAGGACAAGGCGAGUACUUCCUCGGUGCCCAACGGCCCCUGGAGAACUGGGUAGAAGAGGCAGCAGAGACGGUUCGCAUCAAGCCUUUGACGGCCAACGGGGCGGGCAAUGUGCUGUUCGCCGACUACCAGCCGCAUAACCCUAAUGUCUUCAGUUUCCGCGAUCCGCUCGACGGUGUCCCUCCAGGGACCCAGAUUGGGUAUUCCGUGGUUGGGUGGCAUGCGGAUGCCGCCGAGGACCCGUUCAUGAGGCAGGAUGGCCAGGAACAGGUUACCAAUGAGGAUCUCCUCGCCCAGUUCGGGCUGCGACUGGAUGACAGCCCCGGGGCCGCACCCUGGACGGCGUCGACCCUGCCGGCGCGACAUCUCUGCCAUGGCAGCACGUACACGCUGCUGACUUGGAGCCCGGAGUCAGGGGCAUCCCCGCCGCCGGAUGACCCCAAGAUCUCGGCUCAAGCUGCAGCAACACGGCUGCAAGCCAAGGGGAGUGUUGCUGUUGGGGCGGACCCGAUGGAUGCAUUUGGGGCGUUCCUGCACUCCGCUGGUAGGGGCCAGACGCAUCUCGAUUUCCGGACGCUGCAGGCCCUGGCCGCCAGCGGGAGACCCGACGCCGCGGUGGACGAGCAGACGGCCGCAGAGCAGAGACUCGCCAUCCUGCGCGAGUUCAAGGUGCUGGAUGGAGGCAGUCGCUGGAAGGUGCAGCCCGCCGAGGAGAAGAAUACCUCCCAGGACUCUGCCCUUACCAUGCGGCUGGACAGCAGGCAGAAGACGGCAUUGCACCAGCUGCAUGAAGCCCAAUGGGCCUACAAUCACUUGCAGUUCAACCUCGACCACCGCCGCUGGAAGCUGUUCUGCGAGUGGUGGCGCUGCAUCAACGCCGAGCAGGACGCGGCCAGCGAGGCCUCCAGCGGGAUGAGGCAUACCCAGCUGGUCGCCGAGAUCGCCACGCUCCUCGCCGCACUCGAGAGCCUUCAAGAUGAGCUGGCAGGGCUGCAGAGCGCGCUCCCAGAGGUCGUCAAGGUCCCUGAUGAAGCCUUUGUGCGGCGUAAAGACCCGACGCUCGCCCUGCUGGGCUGCCGCUCCCCCUGGCCCCGGGGCUUCUCAGACGCCCAGCCGGUGCGGCUGCUCCGCCAGUGCGUGAGCGUCUUCCAGCCCGACCGGUUCGGCGUGGAGGCCUUUGGUGAGGCCGUCGACAUGGCCGACCGCAUCGUCGCGCUGCCCGCCGCUGCCAGGGCUGUCCACGGCGAGCACUGCGGGUAUAUGAGCGUGCGUUGCGGCGAUCCAUUGCCGCCGCUGGCCCCCGGGCAGGUUGAACCGCCGUACCGUGACGCAGUGUAUAACACGGCAGCGAUAGUGGACAGCCCCCUGGUCCCCCUGUACAUCGAGUGGGAGGCGGAAUACUCGCACAUCCCCUACAGCCUGUGGGAGCCGCGACAGGUCCCCGGGACGAGGGGGGCGGCCCAGGCAUACUGUGAGCUGGUCCAGGGGGUCACCGCCACCACCGCGCUCUCUGCCCACAGUCUGGAGCGACGUGCGCUGGGGGGCCGGGCGAUCAUCCAUCCAGGGCCCGGCCACUCGCUGGCCAACGCCCUGCGGCAGUCAAUGGCAAGGAUGCCGGCGCAGGUCUUGAAUGAAGAACUGCCGGCUGGCGAGCGAGAGUCGCUCAUUGCCAGCCUGGAAAACGACAUCCCCGCGCUGACAUGCCGCCUGGAUGGACUCUCGGACCAGCUCACCACCCUCAUCAGUGGCACGACGCAUGUACGGCCGACCCUGCCCGACGGGACUGUGCUGGACGACGCCGUCCGGGCUGCCCGGGGCGCUGGAUUCACCCGCGAGACGCUGCGUCUGGUGAAGAACCAGUGCGACCCGGUCCCUUAUGGCGAUGCCGUCGACCCAGACGCGGUCUUUGUCCCCGUCACCCACGGCCAGGUCAAGUUCACCAAGCUGAACGUGAUUGACAAGUUUGGCCGUGGCGUGGAGAUUAUGCGCGGCCCAGAUGGACUCGCACCCUCUCUGUCUGCCGGGUACAUGCCAUCCCCCCGGACAGACAGCGACUCGGGCAGGGAAGUUCCCAAUAUCGUGGCCCCUCGCGACGACGACAACUGUGAGUAUUUCCAGCUCCCGCCCUCGAUCAACCAGCCGGCGCGCCUGGUGAGUGCCUAUCUCCAGCCGGGCGCCGACGGCGACAGCCCCUGGGUGCGCUGUAGUGAAUGGGAGGACCCCGUCUGCGGGUAUAUCAUGUACAACAGCGCCGAUCUCUCCUUGCAGGUCUUCACGGCAGCCGGGGCUCUGUACGCGGAGGUCUUGACGUUCCCGGGGGGCGACAACGCCCCGAGGAGGAGGGCACGAUGUAGUGUACCCCCGGGGAGACAGGAAGACGAUGCCUUCUCUGGCGGAUGGAAGACCGCCCUUCUGGAUCGGUAUAUCAAGGCGCUGCAGACGCCCCAGUACGCCCUGCGCAUGGUGGAGAUCCUGGGGGACGCGGCGAGCUGCUCAGCGCCUCCCCCGGCGUCGUAUUCAGCGGUCAUGAACGCCGGGUUUGGCCGUCCCUUUGCCCUGGCGGUUGCCGGAUGGUCUAUUGAGCUGUCUCAUGAGCCACUUCAACCACAGACGACGGCCUGCCAGAGCCAGACAGGGCCAGCCCUGUGCGAUUAUGAAUUCCCGCUGCAGCUCGGGCUCAAGCAGCACUCCGAAGACGGGCUGGCAGCGUAUUUCCCCAUGCUGGACGACGACUCUCUGCAGCCGGACUUUGGCGAGAUCCAUACCUUCUGGCCGGGUGAGGCAGUGGACAGCACAGAGACCAAUACCUUCACCUGUACGCCGAUCCAUGCUGCCUCCCUGCCGACUCUUCAGGCGCAUCAUGUCGACCCCUUUGAAGGGACGCAGCUGCGCACCGUGAGGAGCAUGGCUAGGGAGAGAGACGAGCAGCUGCGCCCCUUUGGACUGCUGGUUGAUGUCUUCCACCCGCUGACGGCGCAGACGGGGGUGCUCCCGCCUGCAACACUGCCGCUGCCCGCGGCGAUGGUGCACCAGGCGUUGAAGUCGAUGCGAGUUUCCUUCCGCUCAGGGCCCUUUCUCUGCCGUGACGAUCCGUUGCAGUCUGUGCCGGACCCUGCAGCGCAAGACAUCCAGCCCCCGGGUAUUGAUGCGAUUCCUGUCCUGCCGUACGGUAAGUGGUCGUGGCUGCAGCCCUAUAUCGCAGACGGGCAGACGCUGUAUUCCAGCUGCAAGAUCAACAAGAGCGCGCAGUCUGGCUCGUUGAAUAUCGAUGUGAACUAUCCAUAUACCAUGGUCGACGGUAUUCUCCAGUCUGAUGAGCCUCUGUUGCAGACCUAG